UGGUCGCUCCCAGACCGCAUCCGGCCUCUGCCGGGCCUGGUUCCGGUGCACGCCCUGGGCCUCAAGCAGCUGCUGCAGCCGCGAUGUUGUUCCUCUCUCUGGCUCGGGCUCGUUGCUUCAACCGGCUGCUGGGCCGCUCGCUCUGCGCCACCCGGCAGCAGGGAAACUGUCCACAAGGGAAACGUUCACUCUCUGGUGUCUCUCGAUGCCAGGGGCUGGCUUAUGCCAACAGUAGGAAGCAUUUGGUAAAUAGCUCCCGUGUCUUCACUGUCCGUUAUUUCAGAAGCACUGCAGCAUGCCGAGAGGAAGUUGUUACAGUGAACACACCGGCGUUUGCAGAAUCAGUCACAGAGGGAGAUGUCAGGUGGGAGAAAGCUGUGGGAGAUACCGUAGCAGAAGAUGAAGUGGUGUGUGAGAUUGAAACAGACAAGACAUCUGUGCAGGUUCCAGCUCCAGCAGCUGGUGUAAUUGAAGCACUUCUUGUCCCCGAUGGAGGGAAAGUCGAAGGAGGUACACCUUUGUUUAAACUCAGGAAAGGUGGAGCUGCACCUGCCAAGGCCAAACCAGCAGCAGCCCCAGCACCAGAGCCUGCUGCGGCACCUGCAGCACCAGUUGCCCCUGCAGCACCAAUUCCCACUGCAAUGCCUCCAGUGCCCCCUGUGUCAGCACUCCCUGUUGAUUCUAAACCAGUGUCUGCAGUCAAGCCAACUGCAGCUCCAGCAGCUGCUCCUGCCGUGGAAUCUGGGGUCAGCAAAGGUGCCAGGUUGGAACAAAGGGUGAAGAUGAAUCGGAUGCGUCAGCGCAUAGCUCAGCGCCUGAAAGAAGCUCAAAAUACAUGUGCCAUGCUGACUACAUUCAAUGAAAUUGAUAUGAGUAACAUCCAGGAAAUGAGAGCCCGGCACAGGGACAGUUUCCUAAAGAAGCACAAUAUGAAACUUGGGUUUAUGUCUGCCUUUGUGAAAGCUUCAGCCUUUGCCCUGCAAGAGCAACCCGUUGUAAAUGCAGUGAUUGAUGAUACAACCAAAGAGAUUGUGUACAGGGAAUACGUGGAUAUCAGUGUUGCAGUUGCAACUCCGAGGGGUCUCGUAGUACCUGUCAUCAGAAAUGUAGACACAAUGAAUUUUGCUGAUAUUGAACGAGCAAUCAAUGAACUGGGAGAAAAGGCCCGCAAGAACGAGCUUGCCAUUGAAGACAUGGAUGGAGGUACAUUCACUAUUAGUAACGGUGGUGUAUUCGGAUCGCUUUUUGGAACACCCAUCAUCAAUCCCCCUCAGUCUGCUAUUUUGGGGAUGCACGGCAUCUUUGACAGGCCUGUUGCUAUUGGAGGCAAGGUUGAGGUGCGACCAAUGAUGUUCGUGGCCCUGACAUAUGACCAUCGUUUGAUUGAUGGCAGAGAGGCAGUGACUUUCCUGCGUAAGAUCAAGGCGGUGGUGGAAGACCCUCGUGUGCUGUUGCUUGACCUGUAAAUGGGCAGCAGCCUACCUCCCCCUCCCACCCCAGCCAGCCAAGGAAGGAGACCGCACCAGCAGACAGAAGAGGGCUGCCAAGGAUCAGCAGGGCUUCAUUCUGGCAUCCUCCUCCUCAUAGUGGCAGGAGGUGCUUUGAACUGAACCCUCAGGGUCGUGUGCCUCCCACUUUCCCUGUCUCUUCCAAAGAUAGAUCAUUUUCUUCCUUAAGGCAUUUUCAUGACUGGUUCAGAUGUACACUACUAUUCCUUCCCCUGACUUCAGAUCAAUUUAGCCUCACCUCACUCCUUAAAAUCUCAUGGGAAUAGGUAGAUUAGUCCACAGUUUAGCUAGAUUUUCACUCCCAAGCUGGUCUUGCACAGAAUUUCAGCUUUAAUUCACUAUCAGCCAUGCAGACUGCUAGGGAGAGAAAAAGGUUGCUGCUGGGUCUCUGCUCCGUUUGAAGGCUUUUGCUUUCUCUCUCUUGCAAGUGAAACUGGCCUUGGAACCUGUAAAAUGACUCUGUUGCAGUGCCUGGUCUUCUACACCUCCAGCGAUGGAGAGGAGAUCUUUUUCUCUAGCUACCUUGUGGUUUCUCGACCUUAGCAAGAGCGAGGCACUUCUAGGGAUUCCUGCCUCCCUUGUCAUUUCCUACUCCCCGUUUUGCCGAGAGGCAGUGUUAAAGACUGUUUUCACAGAUUUUCCUCCGACCUAUUCCCUUUGAGAACAAGAAAAUGGCUGUGACAAAUCCAGAUGUUCUUCCUUUUUGUUCUAACCUGAUAGGGCAGAAUCAGUGUCCCUGUCAGGGUCAGUUCAAAUUGACUGGUUGCCAGGGAUUAGUGAGAGGAGACAAUCCUCUACAGCUGCCCUGCGUUCCAUCUGAUCCUCAGAUGAUGACUUCAUCAACUUCUUGUCUGCAGUGGUUUGGUCUGAUAAUGUGGUAAUGUACGUUGGGACUGAUGCGUCACACGUGGCAUGUAUCUCAACUCAAGGCUGCUGGUUCAUGGGACAUACCCUUAGUACAAUAGGCACCCAUGUAUUGCUGAGUGAGAGGGUUGCUAGUGCCUGCAGGGUUUAUUACUCUUGUCGCCGCACAGAACUUGUAAUUAAAGUAUUUAACAAAAGAGAUUUUAAACAAAAUAAAACAAGGAAAUUACACGUGUGCAUGUGAAUGAGACAAUUGGGUGUAUGUGUCAGAGGAGCAGGAGAAUUAAACUCCAAAAUGUGUCUCAAUUGCUAAUAAGCACACAUUGAAUAAUAUGGGCAGAUCUUCUCCUGGACAUUUCUACUCUCAGCAGAAGAAAUAAACUCUUGAUACCUCAACUCUA
Anolis sagrei ordinatus is the source of this 2773-nucleotide messenger RNA. It is a transcript of the gene DLST, whose product is annotated as dihydrolipoamide S-succinyltransferase. Gene Ontology annotation, cellular component: mitochondrion; oxoglutarate dehydrogenase complex. Gene Ontology annotation, molecular function: dihydrolipoyllysine-residue succinyltransferase activity. The record is from RefSeq and is a predicted model, not a curated record. Gene Ontology annotation, biological process: tricarboxylic acid cycle. Lineage: Eukaryota; Metazoa; Chordata; Lepidosauria; Squamata; Anolidae.